CGUUCCGUCAUCUUUCAAGUUGCCAGGUUACGAUGUCAACCAAGAUGGCGGCGAAAACGAACAGAUAUGGCUGAGGGAUAAGCCUGGGAAGUGAUUAACCCAUGGAUUACAAGAAUGGCAGCAAAUGAUGUGCUUUACAAUGAAAAAGAAAUAUAUUUCUUUCAACAAGAGGUGAAAAGGAAGAUACCAAAACGUUGUCGUAAGGCUCCAGAGGAGUUACCAGAAGCUUUACGAUUUGCACAUCCAAAUCCCAAAGUAGCUGCAUACUUAGCUAGCAAGAACAGGGAAGCUUUAAAACAACAGGAACAAGAUCCAUUUGGCGAUGGAUUGGGAAAGAAAAGCUUGCUGCCAAAUAUUAACCAAUCAGUCACAAACAUUAAAAACCGAUUAGAUAGUGCCUUGUCAAAUGACGAGGACUCACAAAAAUAUUUAUUUGAAGACACUAAAAGUACAUCAUAUUCUAUUCUUCAGCAGCUAGCAAAAUAUUUGUAUUCUUAUGAUGAUAUUGCAGAUCAUGUUCCAAAAAGUUUGGAAUAUCAGUUAAUGUCAACAUGGAAAGAACUUACUAAUGAUGUGAUUUAUGUACCACGGGAAUGGCAGACGGUCGAAAUUAAAGAACAGUAUUUUAAUUCACUGCGGGAUACUCAUAGUGAUGAUGAAGACGAUGAUGUCAUUGGUGGUAGAACUUCAGUGUUAGAUAAAUCGUCAAGUCUAGGAAAACCAAAAGUGAAAAAAAUAUCAAACCGACCCCUUAUACCAGAAAUAAUUGAAGAUGAUGGGAAAGGAGAUAAUAGAAUGCCAAAAAGAAGUGAUAGCAGAAUGUCAACACAGUCAGUAGCAAGAAGUAAACUGGAUAUACGACCAGGCGGCAGAGUAUCUAGGGAUCAUAGAGGUUCAAGAUUAUCUCCUAACCAGCCGAUAUAUAAGCCUAGAAAGGUCGCAGGAUUACGCUCACCAAAUAUCAGAAAGGGAUUGCAUGACGAUGCUUUUUCCAAUAUUGCAGAAACGCCAUCUGAUCCAAGAUCAACGGCUUUAGUUACAAUAAGUUUUUCAUUAAAAGACAAAAAAGGUGUAAUAAUGGACAACAACGUAGAAGAAGUAGACAGGAAGAAAUUGCAAGAAGAAUAUGAAGCUUUUAAAGAACUUAUUAAGACAGUAAAACAACAGCAACAAGAUGAUCUUGAUGAAGGAAAAGAUAAGCCAGUUGUUGUUCGUUACUAUGGAGACCACAAAAAAGAAGUCCUGCUGAAAUACAGAAAGUCACCUGUAAAAACAGAUAGUCCAGUUUUAGGAAAGUCCGGCAAAAUCCGGAUACCAAUCAUUGGAGAUGAUAGAAAUGAAGGGAAACAACUCAUACAAGCCACAGUUCAUGACGGAACAAGCUUUGUGUAUUAUCCCUCUGGAAAGCCAGCUAUAAUGUUUAGUUCUGCAGGAUAUGGUCGGCCAGGAUAUUACUUGGUAGCGUAUGAUGAUGGCAACAAUCCCAGAAUGCUUGCUUGUUUUACUCCCUGUGGCAAGGGUGUAUGUUUUAGCAAUACUGGCAAAAAUAUCAGGUUUCUGUCUACAGCAAAGGGAGGUCAUUUAACAGACACUGAUGGUAGUGUAAUACAGAAAUGGAAAUGGCCGAUGAGCAAUGUUAAACUGGGGAAUCCUGUCAUGUUACAGCUCAAUAACCACCUAGUGUUCAGAUGUUAUAGUCAGACCAGUAUGGCCAUCGUGUUCAGCUGUCAGAAAGAAACAGCAAAGUUUCCUAUCUUACCUUAUACCGGAGCUGUGGAGAAGGAAGACAAUGAACAGUUACUUACAGGACUUAACUUUACUUCAAGAGCAGCCAAAGAACUUAUGAGAAUUUUUGCACCUAAAACCAAAACAAAGAACAGAGGAAAACAGAAAAAGGUGAAAGCCCACAUAGCUGAAAUACAGAAGUUAUUAGAGUUUCCUGAUAAACUGCAGUAUGAACACGAAUCUGAAAGAGACUUAGCAAGAUUACAAAGAAAAGCAAAAAAUUUAGUUGAUGACUGGAUGGAACAUUAUCGUGUAACGAUUGGACUUAUCUCCCCUGAUAUUAGCAGAAUGAAAGAUCGACCUGAAUUUACAGAUUACAGACGCAAGAUACAAUCAGCUAGAAUAUCAGAAAGAAUGGAUAGAGACACAGCAAGCCAGAAAGCAGUUCUUGACCUGGCAACUGACAGACGAAUUAGAGCUCCCUCUGCCCCAUUAGUUUUAUCACGGACCACACCGAAAGACACUGCAAGGAAGUCUGCUGUGGCAUCGGUGGUUAAAUUUGACGAUGAGCCACAUGAGAUUGGUGAUGACGACAUGUCACCCACUGCACUAGCUGUUCUAGAGAGAUUAACACAAUCGGCUGGUAAAAGAUCAACUAGAAGUACUAGAACAAGUCUAUCUAGUGCUCCUGUGUCACGACAGGUUACAAGCUUGAGCCAUAUAGACUUGUCAACUGUCAAAGUCCAUUGUCCAAUAGCUAUUCGACAACAGCUAUUAGGAUUAGAGCGGCCAUCUUGUCGUUGCAGCAGACAUUACAUUCCACAGAUCACUGACAUUGAAUAUGAUGAUUUUGUAUCAACAGAAGCUCCUGAAUCACAAGUUAUUGUUAUCUCCGUUAUUUCGUCAUUAUUUCCAUAUGUAAAUUCAGCAGAAGAUAUGUUGGAAGAAAUUUAUAUGAAUCAAAAUAGGAAUCGAACUAAACCUUGUGUUCAAGGACGGAAUGAUACCUAUAGGAUUUUUCAAUAUGAUAUUAAUACGGCAGCUGAAGGGUCACAUCACACAACACCCCUUCUUCUUACUCGGCAUAAUGUAGUUCCUGGUAUGAUUCUUAUGUAUAUGAAUGGGAAUCUGUCAUUCUGUGAUCAUAUAUUCAAUGGUUAUGGUAAUGCAAGAAGAGACUUCAAAAAACAAGUAAUGAAAACAAGAUUACAGGCAAUGCAAGGGUUCUCCUUACCCAAAGAUUUUAGAUUCAGUCCAGUCAAGGGUAAAUCUGGAAUGAGGUCAGCUUGGGGUGGAGAGAUAGGGGGUACAGGAGUGGACCACUGGGGUAAUCCUGGAAUGUCUGUGGACUCUGCACUAAUGCCAAUACAGCGACCACUGACAUCCUCCACGGAUGAGGACAGAGUUGACAGACUCAGAGAAAACACAAAUAUACAGCAAGUCAAGGAAAUUUAUGCUAAACUUGGGCCAAUGCUAUCAAUAGAACCAUUCAAGAGGAGACUUCAACGUCAUCGGACUUUCGUUCCUCGUUUAGUUGAUUUACAGAGGAUAUGAGAAGUACAUGGAUCAUUCACCGUCACCUGUUCGUUACCAUAUACUAGACAUGAAAAGACAUUUCUCUGCCCCGGGUAGAAGACUUCAGGGAACCGUUACUUAAGGGAGAUAAUCUCAUUCUAGGAACCAAAACAGUAAAGAUAACUCAUGACAAUAUCAUUGUUGGAUGAAGUUUUACAUGGAGUGUUGUAUGCCAGUGUCAAAUUUGCAAUUAUAUAUUUAUUCCUAAAACUGUUGUAACAGAUUUCAAUGUAGUUAGAAGAAAUUAUAAAUUACUGAUUAUACAUACUGUACUUACAUGUAGAUUAAUUUAUUUUUGCACAAAUGGCAAAUUAAUAUUAAUGGUUGACAAACAACAGAAAAUAUGUUAUGGGUUAUAUUUUUGUAUUAUUAAAUUUUUAUGCUUCAUGCUCACUUUCAUACAGCCUAAGUGCCCUUUCUGUUACAUAUUUUUAAUAUAUAUUUUUUCAUACUGAAUUUGACUUAUUUUAUUUCUUGGGUAAAUAUUGAAUUCAGUAUCUUUUUUUCAAUGAAAUUUGUUUGGAAAAUACCUGUAUUUAUUGUGAUAUUUUGGUUGGUAUUUGUGCCAAAUUGUUUUAUUUUAUGUAUGUGCCAAUUGAUGUCCUGUUUAUUAUCAGACGACUUUUUGAGCUUCAUGUAUGUGUUUAAAAUUCGGUACAAUAAGAGUAGAAAAUUUAAAUAUUUUUCUGAGCAAAAUUAAAUGAAAUAUUUUUAAAUAUGAUGGCAUAAUUAAAGAUUUACAUUUUUUCAUCUUAUAUUCCACAUAAUAUCUUUGAAAAAUUGUACCGGUUACCAUUUUCUGUGAUUAUUUAUUCAUUUGUAUUUAAGUGUAUACUUGGCUUUUAGUGACUACACAACAGCAAAUAGAAAUAAGUUAUCCUGAAUUAAAAGUGAUUUUCAGUUGUCUGAGCACUUUGCCUCACAACCUUUAUUGUACUUUCUGUAGGAAGUAACUCACAACUAAGACUUAAUGACAUAAAAUCUUUAUUCAACUCAACACUGACAUUCGAUGCAUGCAUCAAAUUAAAGUUUCUGGUUGGUAAUAUUUAAAUUUUAUAUGAAGUCUAUAAAAUACAAUACUUAACUUAUCCAAAAAAAUGUUAAAAGUCAAGUCUAGUUAAAUCAAUUCAAUGCAUUUUUAUUAUAAUUCCUAAUUUCGUAUGGACGAACACAAAGCUAAUAAAUAAUCAACAGUUCUGAGGUAAAUUUUAAGUUCAAAAGACAAUGUUGUUUUCAUCUCAUUCAAGUGGUUAUUACUUCAAGUUUUCAAUAUCACAGUGAGUAGUAACUUGUAAAAAUGUUUGGAAUAGAAAGGGGGGUCUGGUUGCCAUGUAUGUGGAUGGUUGUGACAUUUUAAAAUUUUAUUUAGUUUUGAAAAAAAUAUUUUAAGAACUUGAUUCCAUUAUUCUCUCUUGGUGCUGUUUACUAUCUAAUAUAAUGACUUAGAUCACUGUUAAAUAUGCAAAUGAAAAUCAUCUUACUUAUUUAUGGGUGGUGGUAGUUUUGAAUGCACCAUGUAUAUCUUCUAAAAGAUGUUUAUCUGUUGUGCUAUUUGCCUGCUUUAGUUUGUGACCAACCUCUAUAUUAGGGUUGUUAAAAAGAUGCUUUAAUGUAUUAUGUGAUUAUGAUUAUUAUAAUAUGAAAACCAUCUGUCUAAAUGUUACUUCAACAUUAUUUUUGAAAUGAAAAUACAUGUUAUAUAUAUCAUGAUAUUAGUUAGCCCCUUUGGUGUUGCAUUUGCCUAAAAAAAAUGGGUGAAAGUUUAAGAAGAAAACAUGUUUUAUAAAAUCUGGAAAAGUCGUUUUUCUUUGUGUUAAAAAACAUAUUUUAAAAUUUUAUGGAAAACCUAAAAUAUUUUGCACAAUAUCUCUCUUAAGUUAACACUGAAAACAAAUGAAAAACUUAAAAGAGUAUACACUUGUUAGCUCCUUUUGAGUUGAAUGGGAAUUUAGAGGGAAACUGUAAUAGCUUUUAUUAGGAUUAAUUGAAUUGUUUUGCUUUACCAAACAUUUGUUCUGCCUUAAAAAAGGUCUUAUUUUAAUAAAAAAAAAAUGUAUUACUCCACCGACAUAAAUAUCUCAGUGAAGGUCCCGGUUUCAUUAGUAGAAUCUUUGGGUAGAUAAACUGCAUAUUGUAAGUCGUUUACAAAAAAAACAAUAUAAAAUCGAUGAAUAAUGUUAUUAUUUGAAUGUAUUUAAAUUAUCUGGCAUAAAAAGGCAAGAGAUCAUUAUUUUAGAUUUUACACUUAAAAGCAUAUAAGAAAAGACACAUAAAAUUGAAAUCUAGUUGACCUUUUUUCAUGAGUAGCUUGCAAAUUGUUCAAUAAUAUGUUGUUAUGCUAUGGUAAUAUUAUAUGAAUCUUUAUAAGAAAAUUGUUAUAAAUUAACAUUUUUGAAGUGAGGAAAUUCUUUCUUUAAGAUUAAAACUCAAAAUUGGCUGCCUAAAGAUAUGUCUCAUAUUAAUUUUCUUUAAACAAGUGAUUAAAGAUUAGAAAUAAAAAAAAUUCUUACAAACUGAGAGAAGUUUGAGAAGUUAACUACAUGUUUUAUCAUUGAUAAUCUUAAAAGUGCCUAAAUGUAUAUUACUCAACAAUUGCUCAUCACUUUCUUAGGUUUAUCACAAAAUUAGGGUAGAUCCAGGUGGAAUAUGGCAAAAUAUUUGUGUUUCAAGUGCAUUUUCUGUUUUUCACCUGAAAAAGCAGGUACCCCUUUUCUGCCAAAUUUUCGGUUUGACCCUCUUUUUGAAAAUCCUGGAUUGACCACUGAUGGUGAUUUUAUUACUGGUGAUAUUAUACCUCUGUUUCUUUCUGUGAUAUUUUAUAAUGUACUGCUGAUUAUGUGCCUUUACAGAUGAUCUUUGUAGAAUAAAAACAUCAGUCUGUA
Molecule: messenger RNA, 6182 nt
Organism: Mytilus californianus (California mussel)
Lineage: Eukaryota; Metazoa; Mollusca; Bivalvia; Mytilida; Mytilidae
Exons: 21
Coding region: 115-3279 (1054 amino acids)
Source: RefSeq, a predicted model, not a curated record